Messenger RNA from Jatropha curcas, 1558 nucleotides. RefSeq lists its product as uncharacterized. NCBI's taxonomy places the organism in Eukaryota, Viridiplantae, Streptophyta, Magnoliopsida, Malpighiales, Euphorbiaceae. The record is from RefSeq and is a predicted model, not a curated record.
AGAGCGAAGUACGUACGGGUCAUAGAAAGCAACUCUUUUCCUUCCUCCUUAGAGCAACACAGCAAAACACCACCCAAAUAAAACCGUUCUCUCUCUCUCUCUCUCUCUCUUUCACUUUCAGUCUCUGGCAUGCGCUCUUUCACUCUCUUUGAAAAUCUUUUUUCUCUCUCUCUCUCUCUCUCUGGGUAAUGGGGAUCACUUAUCAUCACCAGCCAUCUUGAAAAAAUAAACGAAAGUUUUUAUUUUCCCUUUCCUUUUCGGAAUAUAAUUCUUUUAUUUUGUCCAAUCCAAUCCUAUUCCAACUAGAAAAUAUUUUCUUGGUCUAUUUAAGGCUUGUGGUGGCGUUCAAGCUUUUAAACUUUUCUGGGCAAUCAACUCUAAGAGUUUGAGGUGAAGAAAAUACCACUGCUUAUUUCUACCUCCAAAAGAUGGAUAUGGAUAAUGCAAUUGAAGGUAUAUCCUGGAUCGGAAGCAUAUACCGCAAGUUUGAAGCUAUGUGCUCAGAGGUGGAUGAUAUCAUGCGAGAGUAUAUAGAAAACCAGUCGGAGACAGUAGGUGAUAAUGUGAAGCAAUUUUGCUCUGAUCUUGAGCAAGAGCCGCUCCCUCAGUCUUCUGUGGGUACAGAGGAAGGUGCACCUCAUGACUCUACUUUAGGGCAAAAGAUUGGCAAGGUUAAAAUUGAUGUAGAACACUUCGAAAAGGAAAUCGACUCAUGUUGCAUGAAACUUGUGAAGGUUUCACUACAUGAUUCUGAGGAAAAGCAACUUGACCUUGAGAUAUCUGGUGGCGUUACCCCAGAAAAGAAAGUAUUAUGCCCAAAAUCAGAUGACCUACUAGAGAAUAACUCUCUCACAAAUAGAACUCCUGAUGUUGUGCCAUCUUCAGAUUCUGAUAAUUUGGUUACAUCCUGUGGAGUUGAGGUCUUGGAUAUAGAAGUUACCUCUGACGAUGCCUCAGCUGAAUCUAUCAGAAAAUCACACAAUUCCACUGAUGAUAUCAUCAAUGUGGGAUCGUCUCAAAAACUAAAGCUUGAUGAAAGUUGCAUCUUAGUAGAUAGGAGUGAACUUUCUUCUGUUUCUCAUGAAGCUGAAAGACACGGAUCUUACAAGAAAAUAUUCAAGAAGACUUUCACUGAGAAAAUGAGGGCAUCAAAGAAAGAUCAAGACUGGCAUGCUUGGUAUGGGAGUUCAGACCUAGGAUCUUGUCAACAGGAGGAAGGUUGUGCAUCAUCUAUUAUUGCUCCAUCAAAUCAUCAAAUUUGUGAAUCUGAUUGGGAAAUAAUCUAGAUAACUUAUUAUUGCUUGUUGAGUUUGGCACUUCCAAGUGUUUUUGUCAUCUCAAACAUGCAAAUAAAGUAGGUCAAUAUUUUGUUUCAGAGUAAAUGAUCCACCAUGGCUCUAAUUGCUGUAGAGAGAGUGUGAACGUUACACUUAUAAGGCUGAGGAAAUCUGCUGCUUUUGGCAGUGGAAGGAAUUUUUUUGUAUAAUCUACGGCUGGAUGUUGAUUUUUUUUUUCAUGCAUAUUUUUGGAAUGAUAACUCUUCUUGAUGGGGGCAAGA